Messenger RNA from Bursaphelenchus okinawaensis, 625 nucleotides. NCBI's taxonomy places the organism in Eukaryota, Metazoa, Nematoda, Chromadorea, Rhabditida, Aphelenchoididae. The record is from the annotation of a GenBank genome assembly.
AUGUUCCCAAUGAUGGGCGGCGGUGGCGGAGGUUGCGGCGGUGGAUGUGGUGGAGGCUGUGGCGGAGGUGGUGGUGGUUGCGGAGGUGGAUGUGGACGCAAAAAGAGAUCGGUAAGGUAUUACUGUAACAAAAAAAAUGAAAAAAAAAUUUUUUAAGAGUUAAAAUGAAGCUAAAUGCUUUUUUACGUAUUUUAAAGGACAUUUAGAGGUAAGUAUAGAUGUGCAGCCUGCGGGCGACAUGUUAUACGACAAAACAUGCUUUUCAAAAUUUUCAAAUUUGUAAAUUUCAAAUAAAGGCUUGUUUUGCCAAGUAAAAACAACCUUUUUUAACUAAAAAAGUUAUCUUUAUACCUAAUUCCAGGUCCUCCAACCCCAGCUCUUCACCGAACUUUCUCCAGAAUGUCCUCAAGCCGACUGGAAAGAAAUUAUUGACCGAAACCUGAUGGACGAUUCAGAUUCGAGUAAAAUGGCAAUCCAAGGAGCUCUAUAUCAUCAAUAUUCAGCCAAGUUCAUGGUGAUUUGUAAUGACAUUGCAUUGAAAAUGACAUUUGCUAGCAAUGGAGAUGGAUACUGUAGUUCCGGAAAUGACAAAAUAUCUUGUACUGCCGUUGUCAUGAUGGGAUAG